AUGGACAGUCGUCCUCCGAAAAGACAACGUCGAUCAGUCCAUAGAAGUGAACUCAAGAGAGCUUCAUCUGAUUCUAUCAAGCCCGCCGCGCUCUCGUCGCACCCCAAAUCAACACGAGCGCGUCCCAGUCCAGCCCCAUCGACUCGACAUACCCCCGGAGGCUCUUCCCCUUCGCCCUCUCCAUCGAAACCUGGGUCGUCCCCGAAAACAAACAAAUCCAAGUCUCUUCACCAUUUUUUCCAGCCAGCAACAGACGGGCAACGAUGGUCCUCGCGGAAGUUGGAAGGGAAGCGAUCACUGGCAUCGGCCGCAGACACAUUAGACGCAGAUGAAAUAGAGGAUGACUAUGAUUCAUACGAUGAGAUAUUCACACAACACAUUGCUAGCCAAAACUCUAGCUUCAAUCCGAACUCCUCCUCCGCCUCCAAUAAUGGCCCAACCCGGGCGUUGGUAUCCAAACCCAAAGCCACCACAGCACGACAGACUAAUCUAUCUACCAAGCGAUUUAUCAUGCCAUCAGAUCCCAAGAGCCAUAGUCCUCAGCAGUCAGAUCCCCAAUCUCUGAGCCAACAAGUCGACCAUCGUCCGUGGGCUCAACGAUUCGCUCCAGUAAACAUAGACGAGUUGGCCGUUCAUAAGAGGAAGGUUGCUGAUGUACGAAAAUGGUUGGAAGAUGCAUUUGCAGGGCGCGGGAGAGAGAGACUCUUGGUUCUACGAGGCCCCGCAGGCUCGGGGAAAACGACCACCAUCUCACUACUCUCUGAAUCACUGGGUUUCGAUAUUGUGGAGUGGAAGAAUCCCGCGGUCUCUGAGUUCACAGGCCAAGAUUAUGUCUCCGUGAGCACACAGUUUGAGGAAUUCCUAGGCCGGGGGGAUCGGUUCGGAGGACUUGACCUAGAAGAUAGGGUCGAAGUUAAUGAUCACCAUACUUCGCUGUCUCAAAAGCAGCGCAUACUUUUGGUGGAAGAAUUUCCGACAAUGACAAGUCGAAACUCUGGCCUGGCUGCCUUUCGGACAUCCCUCCAGCGCUAUUUCGCGGCCGCUGCAGAUCAUCCAUUGGAGAUACACCCACCGAUUGUGAUGGUUGUGUCGGAGACCUUAUUGGGCUCAGCGUCGUCGAUAUCAGAUAACUUCACGGUCCAUCGAUUACUCGGGCCAGCAUUGUUUAACCACCCCAGCACGAAAAUAAUAGACUUCAAUAGUAUCGCCCCGACUUUCAUGCAAAAGGCCUUGAACUUGAUCCUGGAGAAAGAAGCCCGCAGCUCAAAGCGUGCCCGAAUCCCUGGUCCGAUCGUUCUCGAAACGAUCUCCGAGAUUGGAGAUGUCCGCAGUGCCGUAUCUUCUCUGGAGUUUCUAUGCUUAAAAGGCGACGAUGCCGGAAAAUGGAGUGGCACUCUCACCAAAACUAGAGGCAGAAGGUCUCGCGGGCACACAACAUUGACCCCAAUGGAGGAGGAGUCUCUCAAAAUGAUAUCGCAAAGAGAGGCGAGCUUGGGGCUAUUUCAUGCUGUGGGCAAGAUUUUAUACAACAAACGCCUUGAUUCAAGUCUUGUACCCAACGGUACAGUGGUUCUUCCUUCACCACCGGACUAUUUAUCUCAACAUCGCCGACCUAAGGUCUCACAGGUGGCAGUAGAUGCAUUGGCCGAUGAGACCGGGACAGACAUCACCACAUUUAUAUGUGGUCUUCAUGAGAAUUACCCGCCCUCCUGUGAUGGAGUCUCUUUCACUGACAGCCUCAAUGCAUGCAUCGAGGCAUUAUCUGAUAGCGAUAUCCUCAGUACUGACCGACGGCCUACUCAGGGCGCGCGAAGUGGCAUGGGGGCAGGUAUGGUACCCAUAAGCGCUGGAAUUGAUAAGCUGCGACAGGAUGAGAUCAGUUUCCAGGUCGCCGCACGCGGGCUGCUAUUUGGUCUGCCCUAUCCUGUCAACCGCCGACUGGCCACUGGUGACGGCAGAGGUCGUGCGGGUGAUGCACAUAAGAUGCUGUAUCCAUCCUCUUUGCGGCUAUGGAGAAAGUCCGAGGAGAUUGAAGGUCUCGUGGAUUCAUGGAUGACACAAAUGUUGGAUCCCUUUGGCGAUCCACAUCUUCUGUCACACGGCAUGAGGUCUACCGAAUCCACCGAAUCCAUAGGUGUUAGGUCCUGGCGAAGUCUCCGGGUCGGUCAUCACGGCCCUUCUGGUGCAGACCAUUCUCCAGCUUCUACGGUGACAAUGCUGUCACGUCCCGAUGCGAUACUUCAUCAAUUACCAUACAUGGCUCAGAUCCGGUACACUGAGCCUGAAUCCAGGCAAUUGAACCAGAUCACGGGGAUCCGAAGGAGUCGGUUCGACGACGUUGAUGAAGAUGAACUGCCCUCGGCAUCACAGCCACUCCAACACAGCAAUCCAUCUGGGCCUCGAAUACCCCAAAAAGAAGAAAAGCUAUACCUUAGCGACGAUGAUAUAGUGGAUGAUUGA
Molecule: messenger RNA, 2460 nt
Organism: Penicillium longicatenatum
Lineage: Eukaryota; Fungi; Ascomycota; Eurotiomycetes; Eurotiales; Aspergillaceae
Exons: 2
Coding region: 1-2460 (819 amino acids)
Biological process (GO): DNA repair; mitotic DNA replication checkpoint signaling; DNA damage checkpoint signaling
Molecular function (GO): chromatin binding
Source: RefSeq, a predicted model, not a curated record